AAGCCUCAAGAGAUUUUAACUUUGGCUCGAGACCCUAUGGGUGUAACCACUCAGUUGGAAGUUUCUCAAAGUAAUGAACAUCGCAGCCUGGAGACGGAAGAACCUCCACAAGAGGGAGAAUACGAGGACAUCGAGUGGUUUCCACCUACGACGAUUGUGCCAAGCGGCAGUGCCCAGACUCAAGAAUAUAUACAAGCGUCAAGUUCUUCUACCCACACUUAUACGCCACUAGAUAGAGAUAAACAGAAAGUACACGAAUACGUCAAUCAAAUAAAGAUCCCGGACUAUGCGAAUAUGUACAUGCCUCUCAUCGAUGCACCCUGCAUUCCUAACACGUCAGCCGACAAUUCUAAAGCGUUUACAUCUCUUGCAAAGUCUGCAGAAUCUAUGCAAAUGUCAAGCUCUAGUUCCCACACCAGUACACCACUAGGGAGAAGUAAAGAGACAGAACAGGACUACGUCAAUCAAAUAAAGACCCCGGAUUACACGAAUAUGCCUCUCACCGAUGCACCCAGAGUUCCUAACAUACCAGCCGGCAAUUUUCAAGGGUAUACAUCGCCUUCAAAGUCUAAAGAAGAUGACGGCGACGAUGAGUACGUCAUUCCUCUAGAAAGGUUGUCGCGAGCUUUGGAGAGGAGCGGGCCUUCGCAUCUUUCUUUAGGUACCUAAGGACAAAUGAAGUAAAAGAAAAUUGAGUGAUCCUACAAACAACAAAAUUCAGCCAAUUUCAGCCAUUGGAAAUGUGCCAUCAAAUUGAAUAGAAGAAAACUGAGUAAAUAAAAUAAGAAAUAUUAAAAGUACUGUCAAUGGUCAAUAAAUCAAUGGAAGAAAAUGAAGUAAACUAAAAAUACAGAUACAUGAAAUAACUAUCAAUACUCAACCCAUCUUCCAACAGUGUGCACAAACAAGCUCUUCCGCACUUUUUACAAGCUACAUGUAGUGCAAGGUUUUUACAUAAUAAAUACUGAUCAACGAUUAUUAGGCACAUCCUUGCACUGAAAAUCUGAUGUAUUUUAAUUGAGGUUGGAGGCAAAAAGAGAUAAGCUUUAAGCUGAUCCUGAAGAAUAAUUGCGGACAAUAUGUAAAACAUGUUACGACACAUUGUUGGAUUGUAAUAAUAAUAAUAAUAAUAAUAAUAAU
Stylophora pistillata is the source of this 1140-nucleotide messenger RNA. Its product is annotated as discoidin domain-containing receptor 2-like. Gene Ontology annotation, cellular component: plasma membrane. The record is from RefSeq and is a predicted model, not a curated record. Lineage: Eukaryota; Metazoa; Cnidaria; Anthozoa; Scleractinia; Pocilloporidae. Gene Ontology annotation, molecular function: signaling receptor activity.